Messenger RNA from Salvelinus fontinalis (brook trout), 520 nucleotides. RefSeq names its product eukaryotic translation initiation factor 2 subunit 1-like. The transcript is spliced from 2 exons. Bases 207 to 446 code for a protein of 79 amino acids. Gene Ontology annotation, molecular function: ribosome binding; translation initiation factor activity; RNA binding. Gene Ontology annotation, cellular component: multi-eIF complex; eukaryotic translation initiation factor 2B complex; eukaryotic 48S preinitiation complex. Lineage: Eukaryota; Metazoa; Chordata; Actinopteri; Salmoniformes; Salmonidae. The record is from RefSeq and is a predicted model, not a curated record.
AAGAAAAACCCUUGAAUGAGUAGGUGUGUCCAAACUCUUGACUGGUACUGUAUAUACAUACAUUUUUUUAUUAAAAAAGACAAAAGCAUCCACUGAAAGUGACUUUUAGUCCAAGAUCUGUGUCAGGGAAAAGGCUAUAUGCAUCACAACAUUGUGUCUCUUUGGGUCUCUGACAGAUUAAUCUGAUAGCGCCGCCGCGCUACGUCAUGACCACCACCACACUGGAGCGCACAGAGGGUCUCUCUGUCCUCAACCAGGCCAUGGCUGCCAUCAAAGAGAAGAUUGAGGAGAAGCGAGGAGUGUUUAACAUCCAGAUGGAGGCGAAGGUUGUGACCGACAUAGAUGAGACAGAGCUGGCCCGCCAGCUGGAGCAACUGGAGAGAGAGAACGCUGAGGUGGACGGAGAUGACGAGGAUGGAGAGAUGGAGGCCAAGGCAGAGGACUAAACUAGAUGAAGAACUGAGGGAUUGGAUACAAUGACGAGACCAACUAUACAUAUGCAGUCCAGAGCAUGUAUUCA